AUGUAUGCGUUUGCGUCGACGAAGAUUGCCUCCACAAGGCGUACGUGCAGGCCCGUCGUGGAUUUCAUGGUCAAGGUGCUCUAUGCCUCGUUUACAUUCCAGAUUUCUGAGCUGGUGACUCUUUAUCAGGGAUUGGAGGACCGGCCGGAUUUUGAAUAUGGUUUUGGAUUUUUGUUGUUUUGGUUUGAUGAUUUCCUGCGAGUGGUCGAGUGGGUGAUUGGGUUUUUGUUGUUUAAGUUUGAGGCGGAAACUGAUGAGAAAACAAAGCAACAAGUUCAGGAAUUGAAGAUGCUAAUGGCUCCAAGUGAAACGUCUCCACAAAAGCUAAAGUUGAUUGAUGCAAUUCAGCGCUUAGGCGUGUCUUACCAUUUUGAAACUGAGAUUCAAAAUUUUUUGGAACAACUGCACAAGACUCUUCAUGACUGUGAUCAUGACCAUGAAGAUGAUGAUGACCUUUACACUGUUGCUCUUCGGUUUCGAUUACUUAGACAACAUGGUUACUAUAUUUCGUGUGAUAUGUUCACCAAGUUCAGGGACAACAAUGGGAAUUUCAGGGAAUCACCUAUCAAUGAUCCACAAGGAAUGCUGAGCUUGUACGAAGCCACACAUCUCAGGGUGCAUGGGGAAGAUAUACUAGAUGAAGCUCUUGUCUUCAAUGCCACACAUCUUGAGUCAAUAGCAUCUCACUUAAGCCCUCCUCUUGCAGCACAAGUAAGCCAUGCCUUAAAGCAUCUCACUUAUGCCCUCGUUUGGACGACUUGCAGAAACUUUUCAAAUAGUGUCAACUUCUAA
Messenger RNA from Alnus glutinosa, 792 nucleotides. RefSeq names its product (-)-germacrene D synthase-like. The transcript has 4 exons. Gene Ontology annotation, molecular function: terpene synthase activity. The record is from RefSeq and is a predicted model, not a curated record. Bases 1 to 792 code for a protein of 263 amino acids. Lineage: Eukaryota; Viridiplantae; Streptophyta; Magnoliopsida; Fagales; Betulaceae.